Molecule: messenger RNA, 2352 nt
Organism: Colletotrichum truncatum
Lineage: Eukaryota; Fungi; Ascomycota; Sordariomycetes; Glomerellales; Glomerellaceae
Product: tubulin-tyrosine ligase
Biological process (GO): protein modification process
Cellular component (GO): P-body
Molecular function (GO): hydrolase activity
Source: RefSeq, a predicted model, not a curated record
AUGCACAUCCUCCUCACCAACGAUGACGGACCUCCGUCCCCUCAUUCCUCCCCCUACGUCCACUCCCUCAUCCACCACCUUCAGAAGGCUGGCCAUGUAGUCUCCGUCUGUCUCCCGCACACCCAGCGCUCUUGGAUCGGUAAAGCGCACAUUAUCGGACAGACAGUCAAGCCACUGUACUACCGCCCCUCCGCUGACGGCCUACACGGCACGGAGGGUACAACCUCGACCCGUCCCUCCCCCUCCGGAGCCGACAACGAGUGGAUUCUCGUUGACGGCACCCCGGCGUCGUGUGUUCAGAUCGGCCUUCACCACUUCUUCAAAGAGCGCGGGCCCAUUGACCUUGUUGUAAGCGGGCCCAACUACGGCCGCAACACUACUGCCGUUUUUGCCCUGAGCUCUGGAACGCUUGGUGGCGCGCUCGAGGCCGCAGUCUGCAAGCGCAAGUCCAUUGCCAUCAGCUACGCCUUCUUCUCGCGAAACCAUGAUCCCGUCAUCAUCGACGGCGCUGCAAGGCACUCUGUCCGCGUUAUUCAGAAACUGUACGAGCAGUGGCCUGCUGGUGAUGAGGUAGACCUGUACAGCGUCAAUGUGCCGCUUGUCGAGGGCGUGGAGAGCCACAAGACGUUGUUCACACCCAUGCUGCAGAACUACUGGCGUGAUGGCAGCUGCUUCCAGGAGAUUGAGGGCGACGUUGGCGAUGAGGAUGAGGAGGAGGAGAAGAUCCGUGAGGGUGACUUUGGUGAGGCGCUUGGCGGUGACGACGCGCCUGCUGCCGAGAAGAAGGGUGAGGAUGAGAAAUCUGCAGGACACAAGCACAAGCACUUCAAGUGGGCGCCUAAGUUCACGGAUGUGUACCAGAGUGUCGAGGAGGCGCCGCCUGGCAACGACGGCUGGGCUGUCAAGGAGGGCUACACAAGCGUGACACCCUUGAAGGCCAAUUUCUGGCAUGCCGCUGAGCACCUGCACAAGAAGGAGUUAAUUCUUGACGGGCCCCAAGAUGAUGGGGCCAAGGAGCAAGUUGCUCACCAGGCUGAGCUGCCUAUAAGGACAGCACUCGGACAGCCAUCUUCGAACCCAGAAUUCCAUGCCAUCAUCCACUACGAAGACCCCUACGUCCAGCCUCUCAUCCUCGAGGCCAUGGAGCGCCUAUUCCCGGAUAAGUACAACCUGCUCCCCGCGCCGCAGGCUGCCACCGACAGCGAGCCAGCACUCGCCGCAUCCCUCCCUUCGCCGGACACUCGCGUCCUGCACAUUGCGCCCUACGAGUCCCUCGACUUUGACCACGUCGCCGCCCACUCUUCGACAACUCUCGUAAACAGCUACAUCAUCCGAAAGGCCCUCAUCCGCAAGCACUACCUCUCCGCGACGGUCGACCACUGGGUUGCCAAGCACCCUGAUUCGGCGCUCAAGACGCACGUCAAGAGGGGAGAGCACUUCGAAGUGGAUUACGCCGAGUUCCUUGACGACGCGCUCGUCGAGGCGUUCGACCUGCGCGAGAGCAUGGACCGCAACGACGGCGUCGAGGACGCCAAGGACAGGGACUGGUGGAUCUUGAAGCCGGGUAUGAGUGACCGCGGACAGGGCAUCAGGUUAUUCAGCACUAUGGAGGAGUUGCAAGGCAUUUUCGAUGAGUGGGAGGAAGAGAGGCCCGAAAGCGAUGAUGAGGAAGAAGAAGAAGGAAGCGGCGGCGGCGGCGGCGGCGGUGACUACAUCACGACUUCUCACCUUCGGCACUUUGUGGCCCAGCCGUACAUUCACCCGCCGCUCCUGCUGCCGGGCGACGCGCGCAAGUUCCACAUCCGCACAUACGUGCUCUGCGUCGGCAGCCUGGACGUCUACGUCUACAAGCCGAUGCUGGCGCUCUUCGCGGGCAAGCCAUACAAGGCGCCGUGGGAGGACACGGACCUCGACGGGCAUCUUACCAACACGUGCUUGCAGGGUGGACAGUCCGCGCAGCCGCCCGUCAAGCAGUUCUGGGACCUCGUGGCGUCGCGGGACCUGUCGGAGGAGAAGGCAUCUGGCAUCUUUGAGCGCAUCUGCGAUGUCACGGGCGAGGUGUUCGAGGCGGCGGCGAGGGAGAUGACGAUUCACUUCCAGCCGCUGGGCAACGCCUUCGAGGUCUUUGGGCUGGAUUUCCUUGUCGACGCCGACGCCAGGCCCUGGCUGCUCGAGGUUAACUCCUUCCCGGACUUCAAGCAGACUGGAGGAGACCUCAAGGAUGUGGUGGCCGGGUUCUGGGAGGAGACGCUGAAGAGGUCUGUCGGCGGCUUCUUCGGCGUUGAAGCGCGUGACGGCGAGAAGAAGGGAGACAUGAUUCACGUCAGACGGGUUGACCUCGGAAGAAGGUGA